Messenger RNA from Daktulosphaira vitifoliae (grape phylloxera), 1339 nucleotides. Its product is annotated as rRNA methyltransferase 3, mitochondrial. The coding region runs from base 136 to 1230 and encodes 364 amino acids. Gene Ontology annotation, molecular function: RNA methyltransferase activity; RNA binding. Gene Ontology annotation, biological process: RNA processing. The transcript has 4 exons. The record is from RefSeq and is a predicted model, not a curated record. NCBI's taxonomy places the organism in Eukaryota, Metazoa, Arthropoda, Insecta, Hemiptera, Phylloxeridae.
AUAAUAGUACAUGUGCACAUAACAUAUUAAUUUAUUAAUAAUUUUGCUUAGGAAGGAAUGCUUUUUUGAUUUCUUUUGUAAACUUAUUAAGCUAAAAAGUUUUGUGACUGAUUUUAGUUUAAAAAGAGCAUAAAAAUGAAAUCAGUUUGUCGCUGUGUUUUGACCACAUAUCGCACGAUGAUAAUUAAUUCUAGCAAAAAUUUUUCAUCAGAAUCUAAAACAUUUGAAGAAACAUUACAUAAACUGAAACCUCAUGCACGAAGUGGAGUGUUAGGAGCUGUAAAUAAAAGUGAAACAGGAUUUCCUGCCUAUGUCAUUCUAAAAGAAACUAGUCCUAUAUUAAGUCAAGCCAUUAUGGAAGUAAAAAAUAGAAAAACACGUCAAAAGAAGGCUAGUAUAUUACUAGAAGGAAAACGAUUAAUUCAAGAUGCAUUAAAUAUUGGUGUUAAACCAAAAAAAAUAUUUUUUAGUCAAAAAAGAGUUUUAGAAAGUUUGUAUUUACCAAACAAUCUAAGAGAACUGUCAGUUAUAGAUACAAUAUUUUAUCAAACCCCCUAUAAAAUGAUGCAGCUUUUUUCAAACACUGAAACAUCACAAGGAAUAAUGGGAAUAUUUGAAAUGCCAAUGUUUGAAAUGCCUACUUCAAAAAAUUUAUUUCCAAUUACAGUUAUCUGUGACAACAUUCGUGAACCGGGUAAUUUAGGAUCAAUUUUAAGAACUGUAACUGCUGUCGGUGUUUCAAAAAUUAUUUUAACAAAAGGUUGUACAGAUAUGUGGGGAGACAAAGUUUUAAGAUCAGCUUGUGGUGCACAUUUUAGAAUAGACAUCUCAUCAGAUGUAUCUUGGAGUUCAUUGGAAAACUUGAAAGGUCAUGUAUGUGUUGCUGAUAAUAAUAACUUAAGUACAAAAUAUGAUACAAAUAAAUCAGAAGUCAAAGUAUUUUCUAAAACUAUAAAUACUCAAUUAGCAAUAAUUCCAUAUCAUGAUGUAGAUUAUUGUAAAGGUACUCCAUUAAUUUUAAUAAUUGGUGGUGAAACACAUGGCAUAAGUGAUGAAGCUUAUAAAUUUGCUGAAAAUAGAAAAGGUAUUCGAGUUUACAUACCUUUAUUAAAUGAGGUGGAGAGUUUAAAUUCAGCGACUACUGUUGGCAUCUUAUGCUUUGAAGCUAGAAGACAAAUAUUAAACUCAAGUAAUAUUGAUAGUCAAAAUAGUCUAGUAUUAAACAAUUGAUUAUCAUAUUUUUGCUUUUAAUAAAUAUAUAUUAUGUAUAUUUUAUAUUUGUAAUUUAAAAUAAUUAUUGAUAAUAAUUGAAUUAUUAUAUUAUAAGAAUUAUUAAUUC